AUGGCUUCAUCUGCUGUGCUUAAGACUGCUAAGAAGGAUCUCAGGACUUUGAUGAAGCAAAAGCUUUCAAACGUCACUUCUGAGUCUGUAAAUGCUCAAAGCAAUGCCAUCUUCACAAGUGUCACCAGUCUCAGACCAUACCAAGAAGCAAAGCGAGUUGGAAUAUACCUUUCCAUGCCUACUGGUGAGGUUCAAACGGAUGCCAUUGUCCGCCAUGCACUUGAGUCUGGGAAGAAAGUGUUCGUACCUUACCUCCACAAGGCGAAAUCACCAUCACCUGAUACACCACGCUCUGUGAUGGAUAUGGUGGAUCUUCGCUCUCUGUCUGAUUAUGAUGCAUUAAAGAGAGACAGUUGGGGAAUACCUACUAUUGGUGCAGAUACAAUUGAUCAGCGGGAACACGUACUUGAGAACUCAACAAAGGAAAACGAGGGGUUAAACAUAAUUUUUAUGCCUGGAGUGGCUUUUGAUAUUGACCCAAAGACUGGAUUUGUAAGACGGCUUGGUCAUGGAAAGGGGUUUUAUGACUUCUUUCUGCAUAGGUACAGGCAAAGUCGAGAGUCACACGAGGAGGGGCCAUCAACGGGUCCAGGAACUGAUGUAUUGUUGUAUGGUCUGGCUCUUGAGGAGCAAUUUCUGGAAUCCAAUGCGGAUUCUUCGGUACCUGUUGGAGAGCAUGACAGCCUUCUUCAUGGUCUGGUCAUUGGCGGUGGAAAACUUCUGGAGGGUCCGAUCAAACGAGAAUAG
This is a messenger RNA of Hyaloscypha bicolor E, 747 nucleotides long. RefSeq names its product 5-formyltetrahydrofolate cyclo-ligase. Gene Ontology annotation, molecular function: 5-formyltetrahydrofolate cyclo-ligase activity. The record is from RefSeq and is a predicted model, not a curated record. Bases 1 to 747 code for a protein of 248 amino acids. Lineage: Eukaryota; Fungi; Ascomycota; Leotiomycetes; Helotiales; Hyaloscyphaceae. Gene Ontology annotation, biological process: folic acid-containing compound biosynthetic process; tetrahydrofolate interconversion. Gene Ontology annotation, cellular component: mitochondrion. The transcript has 2 exons.